GAGUGACAUGUGAACAGUGAUGAAGUCAACAACAUUUAGUUUUAGUAAUAGUUAAUAGAUUUGUCGUUGGGUGUCUUGCUUUUAUUAUGGUAGUAAAUGAGUUGUUGUUAUCAAUUAUUUUUCAAGCAUUGAGAUUGAAUAAGGAAAUGAAAAUUAUCCAAGCAAGCAUGUACAAGUAAAGCACAAACCCUAUAUAUCCCCUAAAAAAAAAGAUUGGCACCUACUCAAAUAUUUUUUUGUAUUUUAUUUUACGGGACAAAGAAUAAUUUCAUAACAUGUCAAAUGCUAGGAAUAAAUCAACCUUAGACCUCAAUUUACUUUAAACAAAAACAAAAAGUUACCAUACUUCAUACGAAAUACUCCAUAUAAAAUUUCCUUGGUUAACCAAUUGACUGUUGAUGCAGUGGUGAUUGGAACUACACUUGGUAGGGAGCACCACAUGUUCGAUACCCCGUAACAACAAUUGAGAGGAGAUUAAAACCUAACCACCCAUAACUGAUCCCCGAAUCCAGAUUAUCCUAUAGGGUGAACCGGCCCAACUGGGUGGAACACAAAAAAAAAUAAAAUUACCUUGGUUAAAAAAUAAAGAGCAAGACCAAUUGACAAACCCUAUAUAGCAAGAGUUUAAAAACUAGUAGUUCAAUUAACUACUUGAAAUCUAUAAGUUCUUGACAAGAUCAUAGGGUUCAAAUCACCCUACACUUAUUUGUAAUUUAUACUCGUAUUGCCAUAGCAAUCUAGCAGAUCAUUCGACGAAAAUACAGUUAACAACGGAGUAAAAUCUAUAGGAGUCAAUUUGUAAGUCAAUUCAAUACGUUGGAAAAAGUGAGAAAGAUCAACUCGAAUUUAUUUACUCUACUUUGAAGUAUUAAUUAAAGACCUUGGCAAAAAUCCUGCUUAGGAAGACGAAAGAAUGACUAGAAGACGACCAAAUGCACCAAUCAAUGAUCAAAAAGCAUGCAAAAGGAGGAAACAAAAUUCUGGUACAAUGGAGGUUGCAAAGCAACAUAUAGAAGAAAUUAGAAAAAAUACGUUCGAAAUUGGUGUGAGAAAAAACCCUCUAAGGCAAAUGUUACGAGAAGCUGUUAAGAAUCUCUCUGCUGCUCUUUACUCUAAGGAUGUCCAUUUUUUAAUGGAACUUAUUCAGAAUGCUGAAGAUAAUGAGUAUCCACCAGGAGUUGAUCCAACCUUGGAGUUCUUGAUAACUUCUCGGGAUAUAACAGCCACAGGAGCUCCUGCUACAUUGUUGAUUUUCAAUAAUGAGAAGGGAUUUUCUAAGGGAAAUAUGGAAUCCAUUUGCAGUGUCGGUACUUCUACCAAGGCUGGCAAACGUAAAAGCGGUUAUAUUGGAGAAAAAGGCAUUGGGUUCAAGAGCGUGUUUCUAUUAACAGCUCAUCCCUAUAUUUUCAGUAACGGCUAUCAAAUCCGUUUCAGUGAAGCACCAUGUCCUCAAUGUGAUGUAGCCUACAUAGUACCUGAAUGGGUUGAAUAUCCCUCUGUCGCUGAUAUCCAGCAAGUGUAUGGCUGUAAUAGAGUCCUUCCAACUACUACACUGAUAUUGCCUUUGAAGGGUGAUAAAGUGAAAGCUGUGAAGGAGCAGCUUUCAAGUCUCCAUCCCGAGUUACUCUUGUUUCUCUCAAAAAUCAAGCGUCUUUCAGUGAAAGAGCACAGUGAGGAUCCAAAACUUAACACCAUACGAGCUGUUUCCAUUUCUACAGAAAGGGACUUGAAGUCAAAGAAGGAUAUUGAUGCUGAGUCAUAUACAGUUCAUUUGAUGGCAGAAGAAGAAGGUAGUCCUGGCAGCGAAGGUGAAUGUGGCUACUAUAUGUGGAGGCAGAAGUUUCGUGUCAAGGAUGAAAACAAGGUUGAAAAGAGGAAGGAACUCGAGGAGUGGUCUAUUACAUUAGCCUUUCCAUUUGGCGAGCGUCUGAAUAGAGGAAUGAUCUCUCCUGGAAUCUAUGCAUAUCUUCCCACUGAGACAGUUACAAAUUUGCCUUUCAUAAUUCAGGCAGAUUUCCUUCUCCCAUCAUCUCGAGAAACUAUUUUGUGGGAUGAUAUAUGGAACCAAGGGAUUCUUGACUGCAUUCCUGCUGCUUUUGUCAAUGCAUUUGUUUCUCUUGUCAAGACGAGGGAAGAUGCGCCUACCUCUUCUCUGGCAUCCAUGUUUGCUUUCUUGCCAGUUAAAGACGCGUGUCACCCAAAGUUAGAUGCAAUCAGGAAUUCAAUCAAAGAGAGACUGCUUCUGGAAAAUAUUAUUCCAUCUGAGUCUCAUUGUUUACAAAAUUUUUUCCAUAAACCUCAAGAAGUUGCCCGGUUAAACCAAUCUUUCUGGAAGAUAUUGUUGAAGGCAAAGCAAAAAGGGAUGAAAUUGCACAAUCUUUCAUCUCUAGGAAAGCAUAUAUUGCAUUCUUCUUUCGAUUUAGACAGGUACAACGAUGCACUUAGCUUCCUUGGUGUGAAGCGCGUUGACACAGAGUGGUACCCAAAGUGCAUCCAGAGUUGUAAUCUUGUCAUGGGAGUUGGGGAAGAGAUCUAUGUUGAGUUGCUUCAAUUUCUUGCGCAGUAUUGGUCGAGUUUUGCUACGACUAAUAUGCGAAGUAUACCCCUACUGAAGUAUGUAGGUGAUUCUAGGGAUGUAUCUCUUCUUAGCAUAAAUGAAGCUACUCAGACAAGUGGUCUACGUUUGUGUCGAUCACAGGAUGCAAAACAUAUUUCAUGGAUGAUAGACUGGAGCAAAGAAUUCAGAUCUGCUGCAGGACUAGUUUUCUUACCUGAGAAAACGCAAACGGCCAUCUUAGGAGUGAAAGAUGUACUUACCUGGUUGAAUGACUAUGUGAAAGUUAAUACUUUUCGCAUGGAUGAAUUUGCAAAAGAGCUUCACUACUCAUUAGUCGGAAACAACUGCAGAAUGGUGUUUGUUUUUGCACAUUUUCUACAUCACACAUCUUCCAAUGGAUUUUUGGAUGAGCUGCAGUUACGACAUUUAAGUGAUUCAAUGCCACUAGUGAACAAUUUUAGAGGUGUAUCUGUGAGAAGAAAGGGUGUACUUGUUCCUGCCAAUGGGAGCAAAUGGGUGAAUCUGAUAGGUGGUUCCAAUUCUUGGAGGGAUCAAGAUUAUGUGGUACUAUCUGAUGAAUAUUUGCAUUCUGCGCGAUAUGCUGGUUAUUUUACUCCGGAAAAGAAACUGAUGGAGCUCCUCAAAAGAUAUGCCGGUGCCUCUGAUAUUCCUGACGCAUGUCCUCCAGAUGCUGCCUUCCCUACUGUAAAUGGGCCAUUGAACAAAGAAAAUGUUUUCUUGAUGUUGGACUGGAUUAAGAAGAUAAGAUAUAAGGGAAUCAGAAUGCCUGAUAAUUUUCUGAAUUGCAUCAAGAAUGGAAGCUGGUUGAGGGUAACAAUGAGCGGUCAUCCUGUUUACAAACCUCCUAAUCAAUCAUUUUUUUCGAGUUCAUCAUGGGGGAGUCUGCUGCAGAAUGGCUCCGAAAUGGUUGAUAUUCCCUUGGUUGAUCAGCAAUUCUAUAACUAUAAAUUGAAUGAGUAUCAAGAGGAGCUAAAAGCAAUUGGGGUGAUGUUUGAUUAUGGUCAAGCAUGUAAAUUCAUCGGGAAUCAUCUCAUGGCUCUGGCUGCUUGUUCUAAUCUGACUAGAACCAAGGUUAUUGCGCUGCUUAAAUUUAUACAAUAUCUGAGAGAGAAAAUGUUGUCGGUGGAUGAGAUUGUCAACGCCAUAAAAAAUGUGAGAUGGGUAAAGACCUCAUGUGGUGAAAGGUCCCCGGUUGAAACUGUUCUCUUCGAUAAAAGCUGGACAUCUGCUUCGGUAUUCAGUCAGAUUACCUUUCUUGACGAAGAGUAUUAUGGGUGCAGUAUUCACGAAUACAAGGCUGAGCUUGAACUACUUGGUAUUACUGUGGGUUUCAAGGGAAAGCAUCAGAUUGUGCUUAACCAUCUUAAAUCUUCAGUAAGCUGGAGCACUCUAAUGCCUGCCAAUCUCAUUUUUGCUCUCAAGUGCAUCAAAAAGUGUCCUCAUGCAUCAGAAAAACUUGUGACUACAAUGAAAGAUUCUGCAUGCUUGCGCACAAGUGUCGGCUUCAAGUAUCCCCGUGAAUGUUACUUGUUUGAUCUUAAAUGGGGAUGUAUCUUACAGAUAUUUGAGGGUUUCCCAUACAUUGACAGCAGCUUAUAUGGGGACAAAAUAUUCAAGUACAAAGAAGCAUUGCAGAAAAUUGGAGUGGUGGUUGAUUUUGAUGGUGCAACUAAGGCGUUUUCUGUAGAGUUUAAGCAACUAGCAACAAUUCAACAGAUUACUGCAGAUAAUAUUCUCAAAUUCCUUUCGUGUUAUAAAAAGUUGAAGUUUACACAGUUCACCCUUAAUGCUGAUCUCAGUGCAUGUAUUCAAGAUUCUAAAUGGUUAAGAACUCGCCUUGGUGACCACAGGUCACCCAAGGAUUGCAUUUUGUAUGAUUCAGAUUGGCAUCCAAUCUCUGGGAUUACGCUGCUUCCUUUUAUUGAUGACAGGGAGAGCUGCUAUGGAGAAGGCAUACACGAAUUCAGAGAUGAGCUGAAGAGCAUGGGUGUAGUGACUGAUUUCAAGGAAGGCUUACAAUUUGUUUUCUCUCAUUUCUUUUUACCUCAAAAUCCAAGUGAAAUUACUCCUGCAUGUGUCUUGUCAUUGCUCGAAUGCAUUAAAAACUUCCUGAAACCCCUGCCAAAGGAUUUUUUGAAUCAGAUUUACCAGACCAAGUGGUUGAAGACCACUAAUGGUUAUAUGUCCUCAAUUGAGUGCAUGCUAUUUGAUCCGAAGAAAAAGUCUUCAUUGCAGCGAUGUGAUGGUCCUUUCAUUGAUGAAGAGUACUAUGGGGCAAAUAUUUUGUCUUAUAAAAGCGAGCUUGCAGAAAUUGGAGUUAUAAUUGAUCUGUCUAGCAAUGUUGCAAACUCACUACUUGCAUAUCACAGCAAGUCCCUUCAUGAGUUUGCUAAGAUUGAGCGUAUCUAUGAAUUCCUGAGUGAAGCUGACUGGAAGCCUGAAAAAGGCGCUCCUGUGCAAAUUUGGAUCCCGACAAGCUCUGAUGACGGUGUGUGGGUUGCUCCGGAGGAAUGUGUUCUGCAUGAUGAUAACCAUCUGUUCAGCUCUAGGUUGCAUGUUCUGGAUCAGAAGAAUUAUAAGCCAAAGCUGUUUACUUUCUUCUGUAAAGCCUUUAAUGUCAAAAGCAGGCCCUCAACUGAUGAUUACUGUAAGCUUUGGAUGGAAUGGGAAAAUUCGAGGCGUGUGAUAUCAUAUGAUGAGUGUUGUGCCUUUUGGGUCCAUGUUAUUAGGCACUGGAACAAAGAUACCAAGAAAGUAUUUUCUGAAAGUGUGUCUAAAAUCCCUGCAGAUUCCUGUGGCUCGGGUGAUAUUCUGUUGCUUAAUAAGCAGGACAUUUUCCUCCCUAAUGAUCUCUUAUUGAAAGAUCUUUUUGAAAUGUCUUCUCCAUACUCUUUCUUUGUCUGGUGUCCUGCAAGAAACCAUCCCUCGAUUCCUCAAGCUUUACUUUUUGAUACAUACUCCAAGGUCGGAGUAAGGAAGAUAUCAGAUUCUGUUAAAAUAUCAGAGUUGUCUGCUGUGGAUCAUGGAGAACUGACGGAGGCGGAAUUGAAGGAUGCUUUUAUUGUGAAGGGGCUGGUAAUGAUCAUUUUAGGAUUUCUCUCUGACCCCUCACUGAAUCUAGACACAAAACGGAGGCAUGAAGCUGUUAAAAAGCUCCUCAAUGUCAAAGUCUUUGUGACUCCAAACCCUAUUACUAGAACCUACAGCUUAAUGAUGAGUUCAGGUAGUGAUGUCACAGCUAGCAUGCGUCAAAUGGUGCGCUGGGAGAGAGAUACUUCUGAGUUUUUCGCCCAGAAACUCGACAGAUCAGGUGCAGGUGCACGUAAGGCUGUUGUAGAAUAUGCAAUAACGUUCUCUCAAGUGGUAUCUGAAGGGUUGCUUUGGGAUAAGGAGGAUAAGAUUCAUCCACUUUCCGAGCUCAUAAAGUUUGGAUUCUUGAUGGACUUUGAUGAGGAUGCUGUUACUUAUUUCAUGAAGUCGAAAAAUUUGCAGAUCUUUCCUGAGGAUGAAGAGUUCAUAUCCUCUGCCUUCCCUUCUCUGAUACAGUAUCGUAGAAGAUCAGGUGUAAAUCAACGAGUAUGAAGAUUGCUGAUUCUGCUGUGAACAUCAGGUGUACUUAUUAGAGGAUGGAACUUAAAGCUGCCUUAGUUUUCUUAUGUUCUCUACCUGUCUAUUACAUUACUUUGGUUCUUCGUGAAAAGGCAAACGUCUUUCAAGAACUUCCGUGAGGGUGAAUAUAUCAUGCUGAACCUGAGUUCGACAGUCAGUCCAUUAAGAUCAUCGGAGUGUUCUUUGUUAGCGUUAUCAUCAUGUCAUGUGUGCAAAUGUCCUAGUAAAGUUUCUAAGAACAGAGCUGUUAUACAAUAUCAAGCUGAUGUUUUUCUGGGCCAGCUGAUUUCCUUUGCUGUUUAAGUUGUAAAAUAGUAGAAGUAAUGAAACUUCAUGGCAGCUUUGUCGUCUUGCUGAGUUCAAAUGCUUAAAAACUUUAUUUUUGAAAAUAAUAAAUGUUUAAUAUUUACAUAUUUAAUUUUGGUAACAUGAAAUUUGGAGUCAUAGUUGAUAACCAAAUUUGUAUAUCAUCAGUGCUGACUCUGCUGAGUAUACUUGGGGAGUCGGCGUAAGGUGAAACCGUGAAAGGCUUACAACGACUGUUAUUGUAUCCUACUUGUUUGAUCGAGGGGCAAUACUAGACAGCAUGUUGGGCUUACUGCAGAAGUACUCCGAUGAUAAGGUUGGCUGAGCAACAAAACUUCUAGCCAUUUAAUUAGUGCAAGUGGUCAAUCUUGACUCUUAUUUCCUCCUCUACUCUCCCCUACCUUCAACUUCCAUGGAUCCAUCAUGAUUCAUGAAGUAAGCCCGACAUCCUGUCUAGUACCAUCACCGAAAGAAUAGAAGCAGCGAAAAACUGAGAAAGCAACACAAAAUAAGACAGUCGAACAGACAAGGUAUGGGAAAUAGCCAUGGUAUGGGAAUGAUGUAUUAGAAUUCAUUCUGAAAGAUGUUCAUAGUAGUAGUGUAAACACUCCUAAACACACCCAGCAGAACCUUUCUCCGCCAUUUUCAUCUUCCUUCGCCAUUCACCAUUUUCAUCUUCAGACCCAUUUUAUCUUCGGAUAUUCGUUACUCUUCAAUUUUCUUGCUAAUUAUCCAAACCUUGUUCAUUCGAGUUUUAGUCUUCUCCAAAAGCCUAACCCUUAAUCACACGCACCCUAGCUCACACUUGCUCUUGCUCCACCGUCUAGGGUCACAUGGCUUGCCGGAAACACCAGGAGUCGCCUCCUAUUGCGCCUCUAGCCGGCAAUAACAGCCGCCAACCACUGCCAACAAGACCAGACGAAAAACCCUGACCGACCCCAUUAAUGGUUGACCGCUACUAAGCUAGGUCUUUCCCCAGGAUCCUUGUACAUAUUCUUCGGAAGACAUUGAUGAAAUAAGACUUAUGGAUUAAAUAUGUUCUUGAUCAUGAGCCAGUUGAAGAAGCUUAGUGAUUGAUGGAUGGGCUUAAUGAUGAAUGAGCUGAGCGUGAGUAUGAGAUUAGCUUAGUGUUAAUCAUUAUACUUGUAAAUCUCUACUUUUGUAUUUUGUUUUUGAAUAUUAGUAAUGUAAAUUUUGGGUUAUAAUUCUAUUGCGAAGAAUUAAUAUAUAUAGGAUCAUAUGAGAAGACCUCUUAUGGUGAGAAGGGUGAGAAGCAAU
Chenopodium quinoa (quinoa) is the source of this 7771-nucleotide messenger RNA. RefSeq lists its product as uncharacterized. NCBI's taxonomy places the organism in Eukaryota, Viridiplantae, Streptophyta, Magnoliopsida, Caryophyllales, Amaranthaceae. The coding region runs from base 914 to 6160 and encodes 1748 amino acids. The record is from RefSeq and is a predicted model, not a curated record. The transcript is spliced from 7 exons.